Molecule: messenger RNA, 3996 nt
Organism: Priapulus caudatus
Lineage: Eukaryota; Metazoa; Priapulida; Priapulimorpha; Priapulimorphida; Priapulidae
Product: ubiquitin-conjugating enzyme E2 H
Exons: 7
Coding region: 118-660 (180 amino acids)
Biological process (GO): ubiquitin-dependent protein catabolic process; protein polyubiquitination
Cellular component (GO): nucleus
Molecular function (GO): ubiquitin conjugating enzyme activity
Source: RefSeq, a predicted model, not a curated record
CUGAAGACAGAUUGUAUUUCGCCAUCGAAGUUGUUCAUAUUCGUACUCCCUGUACGCUUCAUUCUUUUCUCAACAGGCUAUCACACAGGAAGAUCUUCGACUUCGAUAACUGUCAUUAUGUCGUCGCCGAGUCCUGGGAAGCGGAGAAUGGACACUGAUGUAGUUAAACUAAUCGAAAGCAAGCAUGAUGUGACUAUCUUAGGAGGACUCAACGAAUUCGUGGUGAAAUUCUUUGGGCCUUCCGGCACUCCAUAUGAGGGAGGUGUCUGGAAAGUUAGAGUAGACCUUCCAGAGAAAUACCCCUUCAAAUCACCUUCCAUUGGAUUCCUGAAUAGGAUAUUCCAUCCAAAUAUCGAUGAAGUCUCUGGGACAGUCUGCUUAGAUGUCAUAAACCAAGCCUGGACUGCUUUGUAUGAUCUCUCCAACAUCUUCGAGUGUUUCUUACCCCAGUUGCUGACAUAUCCAAAUCCAAUAGACCCAUUAAAUGGCGAUGCGGCAGGCAUGUACCUACAUAAACCAGAAGAUUACAAGAAAAAAGUAAAAGAAUACGUGAACAAAUAUGCAACGGAGGAGGCGCUAAGAAACCAUGAGGAGGUGUCGUCGUCGGAGAGCAGCAUCAGCGACUUCAGCGAGGAUGAGACGCAGGACAUGGAGCUCUAACCCCGGUGCAGCGCCCGUGUACGCGGCGGCCAUCUUGUAGAUAGAGGACUGCGCUCUCCCGCGGGCGGGACUGGUAGCAUCCGUGAGAAGGCGGUGGGUGCGACGCGUGCGACUCCCGGUGACGCGCCACGACGCGUGCGCGUGCACGAGAGAGAGAAAGAGAGAGAGAGAGAGAGAGCACAGAGCGUCUGCAGGCGGCAACGUUGCCGCGGCGACGUGCGGCUGGUGCCUUCGCCGUCGACCGCCACGCCGCGAUUGCGACGACGAGGAGCGGAGUUUACGCGUCCAGAUGCAGGCAGAGGCGGCGUCGCCAUGGCGCUGACGUCAUCGCCGAUCGCACGCUCGCUGGCGCCACCUAGACAGUCUGUCAUGUUCGUUGACAAUGGAGGCGGCGAGAUGUGUGUGACGCGGAGUGAGGGUUCCGUCACCUGCAUGCGUGACACGCUGCACUGGCGCCACCUCGUGGUUACGCCGUAAUUGCUGUAGCGGCUACGUGGUGGCAGCCCCUGUGUCUGUCAUUACAUGAUUACACAAACCUUUGCAGUGCAUUUCAAAUUGUCUCAACUCCUAAAUGCCAUGUCACUACACAUGUCACAGGUUUUGUGUGCUUGUAUAUAUGCAUAUACAUAAUUAUAUAUACAAUACAUGUAUAUAUAUAUAUAUAUAUGUAUGUGUGUAUAUAUACAUAUAUAUGCAUAUGAAUGUAGUUGGGCAAUUAUGCAUGAUUGAGUGUAGGCUAGGAUGGCACCUUUGUGCACCCACAUCCCAAACACAAUGAUGUGAUCACUGCAUUGUUACUAGACCUAAGCCAACCCAUCCUAGACAUGCAGCUGUGUCAUACAUUCACGGGGUGUCCAUCUGCACACUGGCUCUCCAAUGUGAGAGCGUAUUAUAGAUGAGAAUAGUGACCUUCUGUCACUGUAAUUGGGUGUCCUCGGCUGUCAACACAACCGUGAACUGGAGGUGAGGUGCAUGUGUGUCUGUAUGCAUGCUGCGUGUGGUUGGUGGUGGUGCUGCCGUGUAUGCAUGUGGUAUGCACGUAUGUGGGUGGGUGGAUGCAUGAGCUUGUAUGGAUGUUGACGUGUGGAUGCGUGCGUGUGAUUACAUGUUUACAGUGUCUUGUAAUGGAUAUGCUGCUCGAAAAAGCAGAGCCAUGGAAACGGUGGAUUGUAGCAGGCAAAUUUUUUGUGAGAUUAUGAGAUUCAUAGCCACGAAAUCGGGGAUUUUUCUUGGCAAGGAAGUAGGGAUUUGUCAUGGCUGCAUCGGUGAAUGGUAGGAGUCACAACAUUUCAUGCAAACCAAUCAAAGCGUGGCAUUCCUUAAUGCUCCAUGCGUGAUCCCAUGUAACAUGUCACCGUAGUGUGCGUGAUUCCACGUAACAUGUCACCAUAGCAUGCGUGAUCCCAUGUAACAUGUCACCAUAGCAUGUGUGAUUCCAUGUAACAUGUCACCAUAGUGUGCGUGAUUCCAUGUAACAUGUCACUGUAGUGUGCGUGAUUCCAUGUCACAUGUCACCAUAGCAUGCGUGAUCCCAUGUAACAUGUCACUGUAGUGUGCGUGAUUCCAUGUAACAUGUCACUGUAGUGUGUGUGAUUCCAUGUAACUCUUUGCUUGUAAAGAUUGGCACUAUCGCGGGCACUCAUUAUUUGGGCAAACGCUGGACUCGCCCAUGUGACAACUCUGAAGGCAAGCGUGUAUUAGUGGGAUCCAUACUGCGCUACUUUUCUGUGGCUGUUAGUGUUGUUUGUAGGCGUGUGAGAGCAUUUUUACUGGUGCACGUACGUAUAGAUUCGUACCGUCGAGUCGUCACCUUCAUCCAAGGAGAGAGAUGCUACCUUUCUGGCUUUGCACUGUUUAAAGAAUUUCCCUAAAAGCGUUUUAUGUUUUGUACAUUUAUUAUAUAAUAUAAAAAGUUUUUAUUAUGUGUUACCUAGCAGGAUUUUUUUCUUUUGGGGCAGAAAUUAGCUGCUAGCCAAUAGUGUACAUACAGGUGAGUGGAAUAUCCUUAAUGUUCACUCACUACCGUGUUAGUGAAUAGAGUGAACAACUUUACGUGUUUUGUUCACGCAGUAGCAUGGAAAAUUUUUAUUCCUAGAAUGGAUUUUAUCUGCGCAUGCAGUAUCAGUAAAGUUUUAUGUCGGUGUGGUACAUAUGUGUAUGUAGCUAGAUUUAAAGGUAAACUGUUUUCACAGCAGAGUUAUAAUUUAAGUUAUUCGAUGUGUUUUUAGUAUCGUGUUUUGUCUUGAUAGUGAAGGCGUGCGAGGGAAUGAUGGUUAGCCCUCAUUCUUGUUGUUCAUAAGUCGCUGUUUUAACGACCACUUCGUGCAUAUUGCGUUGCUAGCAGGUUGCCUGAUCAGUGGAUGUGUUUGUUUGCGUGAGUCACCGUAAUAAAACAAACCCCAAAACGUAAGUUCUCACGAUGUAAGAAAUGUAAUAGUAAUAAAGUAAUGUUACUCGCAUUUCACACCAAAAUACAGUGCUUCUCUGGUUCGUGAUGCAAGAUGGACGAAACAUUGCGUGAGGGGUGAAGUGAAGAGACACGUAGGCACACGAGUGAACGUGGCGUGGCCUGCGCUGUCAACAUUAGUGCCGUCAGUUAGCUGCACAUUAGGCAGGUAUCUCUUGUGAGCAUCACCGUCCAUGACUCGUCCCUCACCGGGUGAGACAGGUUUUCCUACCUUUGUUAUCACAGACGGUGUGAGUGCAGGGGAAACACCAGAAUUGCAAACAAAUACAUCCGGGCAAGAUAGACUACACGAUGUUGGAAGUGAGAGGAGAGCUAGCACAGACUGUGAGUGUAGAGCCUGGUUAAGAGACACACGUCAGCAGCGUAUGUGUAUGAGGGGGGCUUCUUUAUCGGUGAAGAUUGUAAAAACAGAUAUGUUCAAGGCUUCGUUUGUUUCUGUGAUGUUCAGUUGCUUUGUUUGUACAAAAUAUUACGUAAUAUUUUAUGGUGUCAGCGACAUGGGUAGCGUGCGUUGUUCUUUCGAAUUCCUGAUGACGAUUCUUGGCAGCACGUGGUAACAUUUCUUGCGCAGUAACAAUUGUGUAAAACUCACAGCAUCGAUUCUAAUCUUGUACUCGAUGAAACUGUGAGCUGCCAUAUUUCCGAGGGAGUGUACGGUUUUACGCGGUCGCCCGGCCCUUCGCGAGGGCACGUGACACUGACUCAUGAAUGCUUACUGUGAACAGCCAGAGCUUACCAUCCAUAGAGCUGCACUAGAAAUCGUCCAGUAAUAUCGUUGAUUUUAGGCAUUUUUAUGUACCACAUGUAUAUGACAGUGCAUGUAUGUGACCAUUUACAGAAUGGAAUAAAGUUCAGUGCUGAAUACCUAA